Messenger RNA from Leptopilina heterotoma, 1782 nucleotides. RefSeq lists its product as uncharacterized. The coding region runs from base 1 to 1782 and encodes 593 amino acids. The record is from RefSeq and is a predicted model, not a curated record. NCBI's taxonomy places the organism in Eukaryota, Metazoa, Arthropoda, Insecta, Hymenoptera, Figitidae. The transcript has a single exon.
AUGGAAGCGGAAAGUAUAAAGUUUGGUGGGGAAGUGGUCGAGAGUGAAAUGUGGAGAAUAAUAAAUAUGAUAUGGGGAGGGAAGGGAUGGCCAGAAGAUUGGAAGACGGGGUUAAUUGUACCAAUUAUAAAAAAGGGAGAGGGAAAUAAGGUAGGGGAAUAUAGGGGUGUGACGCUUAUGCCGGCUGGUUAUAAGGUAUAUGCGGAGGUAGUGAGGAAAAGGUUGGAGGAUAAGGUGGAAGCGUUAGGGUGUAUACCGGAUAAUCAGACGGGAUUUAGAAAGGGCAUGGGGACUUUAGACAAUAUUUAUGUUUUAAAUUAUUUAGUGAGUAGGAAUUUGGGAAGAAAGGGGGGGAAAUUAAUGGCAACCUUUGUUGAUAUAAAGGCAGUGUUUCCAUCGGUGAAUAGGGGUCUUUUAUGGGAAGUGUUGAAGGAAAGAGGGGUGGAGCAAGGGUUAGUGGAAAGGAUAAAGGAAUUUUAUGAAGAUACGAGAGAAAGGGUAAAAAUUGGGAAGAAACUGGGAAAAGUAUUUUGGCUGGGAAGAGGGUUAAGGCAAGGCUGCCCUCUGAGUCCAUUACUAUUUAAUGUAUUGAUGUCUGAUUUGGAGGAGAAAAUGUAUAAAAGGGGUAAAGGCGGUGUUAUUUUAGGGAGUAAGAGGAUCUUUUCGUUAGCGUAUGCGGAUGAUGUUGUUUUGAUGGCGGAGGAAGUGAAUGGAAUGAAAUUAUUAUUGAACGAGUUUGAAAAGUAUGUAAGGGAAAAAGAUUUAAGCGUGAAUGUUGAUAAAACAAAAGUAUUAAGAUUUAGAAAGAGAAAAAGAAAGGAGUAUGAGGUAUGGAAGAUGAAUGGAAAGAUAGUGGAAGAGGUGGAUGAAUUUUGUUAUUUGGGAUAUUGGUUUAGUUAUAAUGGAAGAGCGGAUAUGAAUGUAAGAAUGAGAGUAGAAAGAGCAGGAAGGGUAAUGGGUCAAGUGUGGGGAAUUGGGAAAAGAAAAUUUAAGGAUGACUGGAAGAGGAGAAUAUGGUUGUUUGAUGUGUUGGUAUGGUCGGUAAUGAGUUAUGGGGUGGAGAUAUGGGGGUGGAAUGAAAUCGGAAAAAUGGAAAGAAUGCAUGAAAGGUUUCUAAGAUGGACGAUGGGGGUAAGCUGGAAUUGCCCGGGAUAUAUGUUGAGGGAGGAAUUGGGAAGGGAGAAAUUGGUGUGUAGGCAAAGGAAAAGGGUAAUGGGAAUGGAGGAAAAAUUAAAACAAGGAAGAGGGAGUUGUUUGGCGAGAAAAUGCUACAAAGUUAUAAAAGAUGAGGAGGAAGUCAAAAGAAAAGGGGGAUCGAAGUGGGAAAGGGACAGAAGGGUAGCAUUGGAAGAAGGAAUAAAAUGGGGUGGAGGGCAGGAGUUUAUAAAGGGAUGGAAAAGAAAGGAUUCUGAGGAAAGGUGGGAACGAAUAGAGGGGUCGCGUUAUAACAAAUGGUAUAGGAUGGUAAGGGGGGAGGAAAUGCCGAAGUAUUUAGAAAAGAUUAGGAAGGAAGAGAGGUGGAGCAGAGUGUGUAAAUUUAGAAUGGGGGAAGGUGUGAAUGAAUGUAAAUAUUGGAUGGAUGAGGGGGAAAAGAAGUGCAGAAUAUGUGAGUUUGAAAGAGAAGAUUGGGCGCAUGUGUUGGAAAGAUGUGUGGGAGGAGGAAUGGAUGAAAAAAGUGUGGGUGAAAGAGUGAGUUGGAUUUUGAACGAAAGUGGACAAGGUGAAAGAUGGAUGUUUGGAUUGGAAGAAGCAAGAAAGGAAAGAAUGAUUGGGGUAAUGUAA